UGAAAAACUAAAAUAAAUAAAUAAUAAUAAUUAUAAAAUCGUGCGUGACGUAACGCAAACCUUGACCCACCCCCUUCCCAACGUAACAGGACCGUAACGCUUGGCCUGACGCCCCCCCCCCCCCUCCCUCCAAUUUGCGUUACGUAAUUUGUGUACGCCCCCUUAUUUGGUACUUAUUAUGCAUGCAUAUAUUUUUACAAUCCCAUAUCUAGUCUUAAUUUUAUAUAUUAUGUCACACUUAUUAUUUAUAUUUUUAAGUUAUGUAUAUAUUUAAAUUUUAACCAUAAUUCCUGAAUUAAUACAAAAGCAAAAUAAGUCAAAACAAUAAAUUAAAAUUUAAAUAAAAAUAAGAAGAAAAAAUUACAAUUGAAAAAUACCUUGUCAAAUUAUUAUCAUUUAAAAAGUCAUUAAUAGUGUAAUACGCUUUUUUUGUAAGCAAGUUCUUUAAUUAACGUUUAAAUAUAUGGUGUUUUUCUUCGGCUUUUAUACUUUCAGGGAUUUUGUUAUAAAUUAUUAUAAACCUAACACUUUGGAAGUGUCUCUCGCGCAAACUAUUCAGUUUAGAAAAAAAUGAUAUUAGAAACCUCAAUAUCAUUUUUAAAGACCUAUCCAUAGAUACCCCACACGUAUGGGUUUGAUGAAAAAAGAUUUUUUGAACCCCCAAAAUUUAUUGUUUUUUUUUUUCUAAUUUUGUGUAAAAAUCUUAAUGCGGUUCAAAGAAUACAUCUACUUACCAAGUUUGAACAGUAUAGCUCUUAUAGUUUCGGAAAAAAGUGGCUGUGACAUAAACGGACAGACAGACGGACAUGACGAAUCUAUACGGGUUCCGUUUUUUGUCAUUUGACUACGGAACCCUAAUAAUACAGUAAUAACCAAAGAGCAUAUAAUCACUACGUUCUAAUAAUAAUUGCAUAAGACGUGAGUUGGCACAGUGGCUGCUCGCAGCCACUGGGUAGACAGCGGCGUACACCUCUCGACACCCCUGAGCCGCUCAUACCGGUGUUGAGCCAUCCUAGAUGUCGCUUUUUGUGGGGGCCCAUCUUGUGGGGGCGAGUCACCGUCUGCCGCAAAUAAAAUUGAAUACGUUUUAUUAGGCAGGCGUCCGGUUUUUUAUCCCAUAGCCCAGUAUUUAGUCCAUCGCUUUCACCCAAUAGCCCAGUUCAUUUUAAAUUCCAUCAACUCUCAAAUAGUCCUUACACCCUGGCGGGUGCUGCCUCUGCGUGCGUCCCAUGACGCGGGCAAGGGCAACAUCCGCUAGGUGUAUCCCUUACAUUUCAUUAAAGUGUCAAAAGGGCAUCUACGCGUUGGCUUCGGCUCCACGCACGCCUCCAAAAGGUCCGGAACACCAUUGUUCCGUGAUGGGAAAGACAUACAAAUAAUAAUAAUAACGUGGUAAUAACUUCCCGUCCGCUAAAACACGACAAUAAGGGUUCGAAUUGUUUUAAUUUGAAUUUGACCAUAACGAAGAACUUCCUGUACUAUUUUUGCUACAAUAAGGUGAACAUUUCCGAGCAUAUUGGAGAAAAAACUAUUAUGACCACUAUUAACAAAAACAGGACGCCAAAACAAACCUACCUAUUUUAGUAUAAAAUGUAAAAAAAGUAAGGUAUGUGAGCCCCACAGAUGUCCUUGUGGGCAAUGGUCGAAUUUAAUGGGCACCACGGUCUCAGUUGUAUGCGGUGUGCGGGACGAAUACCAAGCUGUUAAUGAGCUGAUUCGACGUGCUUUGAUCUCGGCAAACAUACCCUGUAUUUUGGAACCCCCUGGUUUAAGCCGUACGUAGAUGGCAAGAGGCCGUACGGUCUAACACUGGUCCCGUGGGCAAAAGGCCGGAGCCUGCUGUGGGAUGCCACACGUGUGUCUACUUUUGCUCCCACUCAUGUAAUCCACACAAGAAAGAAGGCAGGUGUAGCGGCUGAGGCUGCUGCUAAGUUUAAACACAGCAAAUACGCCAACCUUGGACCAGUGUAUGACUUUAUUCCGGUCGCUGUCGAAACGGUUGGGCCAUGGUGCGCAGAGUCAGGGAGAUUGGACGCCGGUGGAAGGACAGAGGCUGCGACCCCCGGGCUGGAUCUUGUCUGGUCCAACAAAUAUCCUUAGCUAUUCAGCGUGGCAAUGCAGCCGGCAUAUUUGGAACGUUUGGGCCAGGUAGGGAACAGUUCGUGGCUUAAAAGUUAAUUUUUGACGGGGCUAGUUUAUGGGGUACUUUUAUUUUAUUAAUUUAUAAUGACUUUGUGUUAACCAUUUAGAUUUUAGUUAGUUUUAUUUUAAUCUACUGUUUCUGUGAAAUGAUUAUGUCAAUAAAUUAUUCAUAUUUAUAUAAAUGCUUUUAUAUAUAUACGUAGAAAACACCCAUGAAUCAGGAACAAAUACCCGUGUUCUUCACACAAAUAAAUGCCCUAUAAAACGAUAAUCAAGUUAUUCUUAGACUUGAAUUGCUUAAUACACAUUGCAUAAUAACACAUAUAUAAUUAAAAGAAAGUGAAUAAAAAUCAAACAAACAGACAAGAACUGAAUGAAGUGUCUCAGGUUUUUUGCUAUUGCUCGCAUCAUGCUGUUAUAUGUUAUAUUUACAGGUGUUUGUUGGUUAAAAAUAGUCAAGACAGAUCUUGAAAUUACAUCACAAGUAAAAAUAAAUGCAUUGUAAAAAAUAUUUUCUAUACAGAACUUGGCACACAUGAUCUCAAUUACUUUGUCCUCGAAGUCAACUACUAUAACGUAGUGAUUAUAUGCUCUUUGUCAACUACAAUGCAUAUUCUCGUACUUCAUAUUGAACUUGGCUCUCAUUUCAAAUUUAUGUUUUUGAUGAGUCACACUUAGUCGCAUACAUUUAAAGUCACUGGUUGUUUGUAAAUGUUGAAUAUUUAAAUAGUUUUUUCACGAGUUAGCCUGAUAUCCGCACUUCUCCUGGGUCGUAUAUUUCCAGAAAUAAGUGAGAUUUUCCCGCGUUUUUACUUAUUAUUGAUUUCAUACGUAUUUUACCUAUAGGUAUAUGCUGGACUUGCGAAUUAUGGCUAGAUCUUGCGAAUUAUGGCUAGAUUUGGUAUACAAAUUUAUCCGCACUUUUCCGUUCUUAACCCGUUUACAUAUGUAUGGAUUAUAAAGCAAUGGUUCUCAAAUACUAGAUUCUAUCAUAUUAUGAUAUUGAUUAUUUUUACAGGCGUUUAGUAAACUUUCAUAAUAUAUGCCUCUUGUAUAAUAAAAUUUUGUAAGUUGCAGACCGAGUACUAGCCGCAUGAUGAUUUACUUUAGCAACGAACAUUCGUUAAAUUUUCAUUAUGGUAACGUUUUACUUGGUAGAUUAUUAUUAUGACAUAUUACUAGAUUGAUUUUUGAUGAUUUUUUUCUGUUUCGUUUCUUUAGUCAUGAAUGAACAGUGUAUGUUUUGGAACAGUCGGCACUUACCCCAACAUACCUUACAUACAUUAUUUGAAAUAAUUGAAGAUGUAAGUCUGCUCUGUCGCUCUAAACAAAUGGGUAGCCAAAAUGGGUUGUUUUUUGUUUCAGUCGGAAGUAGAGGAAUAAGUAUACAAAUAAUAUCUACGUGGAGGGAUCGAAUAGGUGAUAUUGUAUAAUAAAUUCUACGAGUACGUUUCUUAGGCAGGUAGUGAAUGUCACUAUUGUUUUGUUUUUUAGUUAUCUGAUAAUAUUUAUAGCAAACGUUUUUGCUCCUAAAGGCUCCACCUAUUCCGAUCACUGCCAGUAUACAUUUUAAGAAAACAUUUGUGUUAUUAUUUUAUUAAUUUUACCAUUUUACAUGUAAGUACUUCUAUUUAUGAUAUUAGUUAUUUUAUUUAAUAUAUCACGUCCCAAAUCUCAACAGUUUUUUUUUCAAUUAAUAUUCUUCCAAGACUAACAAAUCAUGCACUAAGUAUAGCGUUUUUCAGCGGCGACAAUGCGGUCACUGCGAUAGAGUGUCCCCUACAUAAGUAUUCGGUCAGUGUCAAAGAGGAAAGUAAGUCAGUGUGUGGAUCGGGAUUUGGACAUUAUUCUCUUUGGACUUUGCUUUGGACCCUCUAAAUUAUAGAAAGUACAUAACGUACUUUACUCUUUAGAAAGUACUCUUUGCUGUUUACCUGACAUGUGAAUGAAAAAGAUACCUUUGUGACACUGACAUUACAUUAUUUUGGAUAGCAGUAGUGAUUAUAUGCUCUUUGUUGGAUAGUUUUGGCGUUGCGAAAUUAAAUCUUAAAAUUAAUCAUCACACAAUCAUGGCACAAAGGAUACCUCAUCGUAAUUCCAUGGACACAAUUCUUACAUUCGACAAUAGAGACAAUCAAAGCGAGUGGUCGGUGGAAUGGUCGACAUCGAACGUACCUGGCAUGGACAUGGCCGCAGGCACGGCGCCGCGACGCGACCGCGGGCGGCGGCGCUUGCGGCUCAGCGCGCUCGCGCUCUCCUCCUGUCUCACCAUGCACUGUCGGGUCGUGGGACCCGCGCUCACCACCGGCCUCUUGUACUACCUGUUCUUGGUUGCGGCGGUCGUGGUUCUAGCCAACCCGAUGCGGCACUUUGAGGUGUAUCUCGGCCAGUGGAGCAUCAGCGGGCCGGGGCGCGCCUUCCGCGUUAUUCCUAUGCUAGAUGGUAUUGGCCUGGCGAUGUGCAUUACCUCUAUUGUACGUGCGAUCAACUAUUGUACCAUGGCUGCGAUAACCAUGCUUUACGUGGUUUACUCGGCGUCAGAUUCUAAACUACCCUUUACUUAUUGCAGAAAUUGGGACUUAAUACCGUACAAACCAACGAUAGAAAAUACUUCAGUCUAUGCGCUUUCGGGGAGGCGGUUUAUGGAGUGCAAUGAAAACAGUAAAAUUUGUAGAUACACGACCGUGGGGUUGCGCUUUCAUGCUUGGCGAGGAGGAGGAAGCUCAAAAGGAAUGAAGUUCGAAUUACUAAAAUGCAACGAGACAUACCCUGGGCCAUAUCCUUUUUUUUAUAGUCCUCCUCCUUACAACUACUUUUACUUGGAACUAGUUCGGAUGCCACUGACUUAUCACUUUGGUGCCUUCAACAUACCGUUGCUUAUAUGCCUGAGUUGUAUGUGGGUGUUUAUGUGGUGUCUUAUGAUUGCUGAACGCGUCACGCAUGGAAGGUUAGCGUGGAACAACUUGUAUCCCUGGGUCGUGGUUGUGCCAUGGAUCUGGGUGGUGUGUCUAGCCGUGGUGGCCUCAAUGACCGUGUCGGCACCGAAGAGAGCUAUAAAGCAAAUUUUUAAACUUGGCAAGAUUGAUAUUUUUUCGGGUUUGACAGAUGCCUUUGUAGUAUCACUCUACAUUCACUCCGCUGGCUCGGGCACGGAAAUAAUUCAUGGCAAAGGUCUCAACCACUAUGCGUCGGGUCACAUCGACCCGCUUCUGAACUCUGACAACGUGUGGCACUCGGGGAUCGUGCUGGCGUUGACGGUGCUGCACGCCGCCGCGGCCACCGUCUGCGCGGUCGGCGACGUGUCGCACCUCGACGUGGCCAACGUUUACAAUACACGCGGGAGUAUCAUGUGGGUGAUACCCAUGUAUUCGAAAUGUACUGCGCAGGGUAACUAUUCCCACACAAUGUCUAGCAUAAUUUUUGCUGGUUUAAGUUUUUCGUAUAUCGUGGUGGCCUAUAUGUUAAUCAAGACGGCAUUACACACUAUCUUUGAAUAUAAAGUAAAAUUAGUGUUCGUGGAGCAACAGUUCGUGUUGGCUAUGAUCUGUUCUUGCUUCCUUCUUAGCCUGCCGUAUGCCACUACCGGCGGCCUAGCGCUCUUGGAGAGUGUGGACUCUAUGAUCACGGGAGUGGCGUUGCCGGCCGUGUGUCUGAUCGAGUUGGUGGCGCUCGUGUACCUGUACCGCAGCCCCGACUUUCGCUCCGACCUCAAUAUCGCCACCGAGGAGAACACUUGCAACUCACGGAUUAACACGUCGUGGACGUUUAUACCGGUUGUAGUGUUUGUGGUGUUAAUAGGCCAAAUAAUUUCGGCGAGUCAAACGGAGCUGCCGUCACUCGCUAUGUACAUCGCGCUGGCGCCGCUGCUGGCCGCGGCGCUUGCCGUGCCGCUGCGUGCGCUACACAACGCCAUCGCGUUUAUGCGCCCUGCACCGCGCCGCGGCGUCUGACAUCACGGACAUGUGAUUGUACAUAUUCUGAUAUAAAAUCAACCGAACAAAUAUAUUAAUUAAAA
Messenger RNA from Cydia pomonella (codling moth), 6157 nucleotides. Its product is annotated as sodium- and chloride-dependent neutral and basic amino acid transporter B(0+)-like. NCBI's taxonomy places the organism in Eukaryota, Metazoa, Arthropoda, Insecta, Lepidoptera, Tortricidae. The record is from RefSeq and is a predicted model, not a curated record. Gene Ontology annotation, molecular function: L-amino acid transmembrane transporter activity. Bases 4212 to 6092 code for a protein of 626 amino acids. Gene Ontology annotation, biological process: sodium ion transmembrane transport. The transcript is spliced from 16 exons. Gene Ontology annotation, cellular component: membrane.